AUGGCGAGCAAACAACCGUUCAAGACCACUUUCGAACCGGAAAAGGUCAUUCGGCCUAUCUUCACCGGAGGCUCUGUUGCAUUGGACAAUGGCGCCAAGAUUUUGGCCACGCCCCUUGGGGAGGACGUGAUCUUGACCAACCCCUCUAACGGAAAGCAUCUUGCAAAGAUCGAAGGCGAUGGCGAACAAAUCUCGACUUUGACCUUGACGCCCUCCGGGUCUCACCUCAUCAUCUGCUCCCGAUCUUUGUCCAUGAAGAUCUAUGCUCUGAAGACCACCGACGACGGAACGAUCGAAGCGAAGUUGACGAGAUCCCUCAAGCCACACGGUACCCCUGUCGUCGUUCUCGCUGUCGACCGAACCAGCACCCUUCUUGCGACCGGAGGAACCGAUGGAGCGAUUAAGGUCUGGGACAUUGUCGGAGGCUACGUUACCCACACCUUCCGCGGACCAAGUGUUCUCGUUUCCGCUCUCCACUUCUUCGAGGUUGCCGCUCGUUCGAACGAUCUUGAAGUUGAGAAGGUUGGCAAGAAGGGAAAGAAGUCGAAGCAGGUCGAGGAGCAGGACGAUAACUCUACGACGACAAAUUGGCGGUUGGUGUCCGGUAGCCAGGAUGGAAAGGUUCGCGUCUGGGAUCUCCACAAACGCGCUGCCGUUGCGAACCUCGACUCCCACGUCUCCAACGUCCAAGGCCUGGACUACUCCCCCGAACAAAACGCCAUCGUAUCGGCGGGCAGAGACAAGACGAUCAUCUGGUGGGAUGCGAGGUCUUGGAAGAUCCGGAAGAUCGUGCCUUGCUUGGAGCUUAUUGAGGCUGUUGGUUUCGUUGACGGCGGUCGUCUGACAUACUCCGCGGGUGCCAAGGGCUGCCUCCGUAUCUGGGAUACUGACACCGGACGCGAGUUGACAAAGGAGCAGCCUGCGAAGGCUGAGGCGGAGGGCAUCGUGAGCGCUGUCUCUCACCCCGAGCUCCCUUUCGUACUUUGCGUGCAAGUGGACCACACGCUUGCACUCUACAAGGUGCCCGAGAAGGACGAUGUUGAGGGCACCCUGCUCGAGCCAUUUAGGCGUAUUUCAGGCACCCACGACUCGAUCAUCGAUCUUACUUACCUACUCCCCGACCGCUCGCUCCUCGCCCUCGCUACAAAUGCCGAAGAUAUCCGCAUCGUCUCCGUCAAGGACUCCGACGCCAACGCUACCACAGAAAACCCCACAUACUUUGGUCAAGAUCUGGCUUUACUCAAGGGUCACGAUGACAUUAUCGUCUCCUUGGACGUUGACUGGUCCGGGUACUGGGUUGCAACGGGUGCGAAGGACAAUACUGCUCGUCUCUGGCGCAUCGACCCCGAGAACAACUCUUUCACAUGUUAUGCUACCUUCACGGGUCACACCGAGUCAAUUGGCGCAGUUGCUCUGCCCAAGCAGCCCCCACAGGAGUCAUCAGCACAGUUCAAGGAUCCCCUGAGCCAUCCCCCGCCAUUCCUCUUGACUGGCUCUCAAGAUCAGACCGUGAAGAAGUGGGAUAUUCCCAGGGAAGCUCAGCAAGGGAAGAAGGGAGGCCGUGCUGUCUUCACCAGAAAGGCGCACGACAAGGAUAUCAACGCCAUGGAUGUCCAUCCUUCCGGUCAACUUUUUGCCUCCUCAUCUCAAGACAAGAUGGUCAAGAUUUGGUCGGUGGCUGAGGGUGAAGUCCAGGGUAUUCUGCGCGGCCACCGCAGAGGUGUGUGGUCAAUCAAGUUUGCUCCUGCCCAGUGCCCCGCCAUUCAGGGAGACGAGGGCCAGGUUGCUGGAAAGGGUGUUGUCUUAACGGGUAGUGCCGACAAGACCGUGAAGCUCUGGAGUUUGACCAACUACACCUGCAUCAGGACAUUUGAGGGUCACUCCAACAGUGUUUUGAAGGUUGUCUGGCUGAACAUGCCGAAACUCGAGGGCAAGGGCAAGAAACAGCUCCAGUUCGCCAGUGCGGGUAGUGACGGCCUGGUCAAGGUGUGGGAUGCCAACUCUGGGGAAGCCGAGGCAACGCUUGACAACCAUGAGGACCGUAUCUGGGCCCUGGCCGUCAACUCCAGUGACAACACGAUCGUUUCAGGUGACGGUGACUCCAUCGUCACUUUUUGGAAGGACACCACUGCUGAAUCCCAGGCUGCCGCUACGGAAGCCGCUCAAAAGCUGGUCGAGCAAGAGCAGGAGCUUGAGAACCACAUUCACGCCGGUUCUUACCGUGAUGCUAUUGUUCUUGCCCUCCAGCUGAACCACCCCGGUCGCCUACUGAGCCUGUUCACCUCGGUCGUAAACUCUGCCACCCCCGAGCAGGGCAGUCUCUGUGGCCUGAAGGCGGUCGACAAGGUCCUCGCUACUCUCUCCGACGAGCAGAUCUUUACCCUUCUUCUGAGGUUGCGCGACUGGAACACAAAUGCUAGGACAGCUGCCGUUGCCCAGCGCAUCCUGUGGGCUUUAGUGCGCAGCUACCCCGCGUCCAAGUUCUCUAACCUGUCAGUAAAGGGGGCUCGCGGACAGAAGAGCUUGAAGGAGGUGCUCAACGCCCUCAAGGUAUACACGGAGCGACACUACAGGAGGAUGGACGAGCUUGUGGACGAGAGUUAUCUGGUGGAAUAUACCCUGCGGGAAAUGGACAGUCUUGCGCCCGCGAUAGAGGAUGUUGCCAUGGAGGACGCCAUGGAUGUAGAGAGAGAUACCAUUAUGGCAUCCUGA
This is a messenger RNA of Colletotrichum chrysophilum, 2712 nucleotides long. RefSeq lists its product as uncharacterized. The record is from RefSeq and is a predicted model, not a curated record. Bases 1 to 2712 code for a protein of 903 amino acids. NCBI's taxonomy places the organism in Eukaryota, Fungi, Ascomycota, Sordariomycetes, Glomerellales, Glomerellaceae. Gene Ontology annotation, cellular component: 90S preribosome; small-subunit processome; nucleolus. Gene Ontology annotation, biological process: endonucleolytic cleavage in 5'-ETS of tricistronic rRNA transcript (SSU-rRNA, 5.8S rRNA, LSU-rRNA); endonucleolytic cleavage to generate mature 5'-end of SSU-rRNA from (SSU-rRNA, 5.8S rRNA, LSU-rRNA). Gene Ontology annotation, molecular function: protein binding; U3 snoRNA binding. The transcript is spliced from 3 exons.